AGGGCGCGAAGUGAGCAUGCGCAGUGAGCUGGGCCGGCUCUCAGCGCCAGGAGGAAGCGUUCGCCGUGAUCCCAGCGGCUGCGCUGGGGUAUGUGGUACCGGCUCGCGUGCCUGCUGCACCCCGCGCUGCCCAGCACCCUCCGCUCCGUCCUCGGGGCCCGCCUGCCACCCCUGGAGUGUCUCUGUGGCUUUCAAAAAAAGACUUACAUCAAAAUGAAUAAUCCAGCUGUGAAGAGAAUAGGAAAUCACAUUAUCAAAUCUCCUGAAGACAAGCGGGAAUACCGUGGACUAGAGCUGGUGAAUGGUAUCAAAGUACUUCUCAUCAGUGAUCCCACCACGGAUAAGUCAUCAGCAGCACUUGAUGUACACAUAGGUUCAUUGUCAGAUCCUCCAAAUAUUGCUGGCUUAAGUCACUUUUGUGAACAUAUGCUUUUUUUGGGAACAAAGAAAUACCCUAAAGAAAAUGAGUACAGCCAGUUUCUUAGUGAGCAUGCUGGAAGUUCAAAUGCCUUCACUAGUGGAGAGCACACCAAUUACUAUUUUGAUGUUUCUCAUGAACACCUAGAAGGUGCCCUAGACAGGUUUGCACAGUUUUUCCUGUGCCCCUUGUUUGAUGAGAGUUGCAAAGACAGAGAAGUGAAUGCAGUGGAUUCAGAACAUGAAAAGAAUGUGAUGAAUGAUGCCUGGAGACUCUUUCAGUUGGAGAAAGCUACAGGGAAUCCCAAACACCCUUUCAGCAAAUUUGGAACAGGUAACAAAUAUACUCUAGAGACUCGACCCAACCAAGAAGGCAUUGAUGUAAGGCAAGAGCUACUGAAAUUCCAUUCUACUUAUUACUCAUCCAACUUAAUGGCUAUUUGUGUUUUAGGUCGAGAAUCUUUGGAUGACUUAACUAAUCUGGUAAUAAAGUUAUUUUCUGAAGUUGAGAAUAAAAAUGUCCCGUUGCCAGAAUUUCCUGAGCAUCCAUUUCAAGAAGAACAUCUUAAACAACUUUAUAAAGUAGUGCCCAUUAAGGAUAUUAGGAAUCUGUAUGUGACAUUUCCCAUACCUGACCUUCAGAAGUACUACAAGUCAAAUCCAGGUCAUUAUCUUGGUCAUCUGAUUGGGCAUGAAGGUCCUGGAAGUCUGUUAUCAGAACUUAAAUCAAAGGGCUGGGUAAAUACCCUGGUUGGUGGACAAAAGGAAGGAGCCAGAGGUUUUAUGUUUUUUAUCAUUAAUGUGGACUUAACUGAGGAAGGAUUAUUACAUGUUGAAGAUAUAAUUUUGCACAUGUUUCAAUACAUUCAGAAGUUACGUGCAGAAGGACCUCAAGAAUGGGUUUUCCAAGAGUGCAAGGACUUGAAUGCAGUUGCUUUUAGGUUUAAAGACAAAGAGAGGCCACGGGGCUAUACAUCUAAGAUUGCAGGAAUGCUACAUUAUUAUCCCCUAGAAGAAGUACUCACAGCCGAAUAUUUACUGGAAGAAUUUAGACCUGACUUAAUAGAGAUGGUUCUUGAUAAACUCAGACCAGAAAAUGUCCGGGUUGCAAUUGUUUCCAAAUCUUUUGAAGGGAAAACUGAUCGCACAGAAGAGUGGUAUGGAACCCAGUACAAACAAGAAGCUAUACCAGACGAAGUCAUUAAGAAAUGGCAAAAUGCUGACUUGAAUGGGAAAUUUAAACUUCCAACAAAGAAUGAAUUUAUUCCCACGAAUUUUGAGAUUGUAGCAUUAGAAAAAGAAGCCACAUCAUACCCUGCUCUUAUUAAGGAUACAGCUAUGAGCAAACUAUGGUUCAAACAAGAUGAUAAGUUUUUCUUGCCAAAGGCUUGUCUCAACUUUGAAUUUUUCAGCCCAUUUGCUUAUGUGGACCCCUUGCACUGUAACAUGGCCUAUUUGUACCUUGAGCUCCUCAAAGAUUCACUCAACGAGUAUGCAUAUGCAGCAGAGCUAGCAGGCUUGAGCUAUGACCUCCAAAAUACCAUCUAUGGGAUGUAUCUCUCUGUGAAAGGUUACAAUGACAAGCAGCCAAUUUUGCUAAAGAAGAUUACUGAGAAAAUGGCUACCUUUGAGAUUGAUAAAAAAAGAUUUGAAAUUAUCAAAGAAGCAUAUAUGCGGUCUCUUAACAAUUUCCGGGCCGAACAGCCUCACCAGCAUGCCAUGUACUACCUCCGCUUGCUGAUGACUGAAGUAGCCUGGACUAAAGAUGAAUUAAAGGAUGCCCUAGAUGAUGUCACUCUUCUUCGCCUUAAGGCCUUCAUACCUCAGCUCCUGUCACGGCUGCACAUUGAAGCCCUCAUUCAUGGAAACAUAACAAAGCAGGCUGCAUUAGGAAUUAUGCAGAUGGUUGAAGAUACCCUUAUUGAACAUGCUCAUACAAAACCUCUCCUUCCAAGUCAACUAGUUCGGUAUAGAGAAGUUCAGCUACCUGACAGAGGAUGGUUUGUUUAUCAGCAGAGGAAUGAAGUUCACAAUAAUUGUGGUAUCGAGAUAUACUACCAAACAGACAUGCAGAGCACCUCGGAGAAUAUGUUUCUGGAACUCUUCUGUCAGAUUAUCUCUGAACCUUGUUUCAACACUCUGCGCACCAAGGAGCAGCUGGGCUAUAUUGUCUUCAGUGGGCCACGUCGAGCCAAUGGCAUACAGGGCUUGCGAUUCAUCAUCCAGUCAGAAAAGCCUCCUCACUACCUGGAAAGCAGGGUGGAAGCCUUCUUAAUUACCAUGGAAAAGUCCAUAGAAGACAUGACAGAGGAGGCCUUCCAAAAACAUAUUCAAGCAUUAGCAAUUCGCCGACUAGACAAACCAAAGAAGCUGUCUGCAGAGUGUGCUAAAUACUGGGGGGAGAUCAUCUCUCAGCAAUACAAUUUUGACAGAGGAAAUGUUGGCAGUAGAUGCCCCAAGGAGACAUAAGGUAUCCGUCCAUGUUCUUGCCAGGGAAAUGGAUUCUUGUCCUGUUGUUGGAGAGUUCCCAUGUCAAAAUGAUGUAAAUUUGUCACAGGCACCACCCUUGCCACAACCUGACGUGAUUCAGAACAUGACUGAAUUCAAGCGUGGUUUGCCACUAUUUCCCCUUGUGAAACCACAUAUUAACUUCAUGGCUGCAAAACUCUGAAGAUUCCCUGUGGGUGGGAAAGUGUGCAUGGAUCUAUUCCUUAGUCUUCCAAGCCUAGGGAAAUAAUUGUGGCCACUGGAGUAGUUUGGGGUUCAUGAAUAGACAAACAGAAAAAAAAGAAGUUAUCAAAUGUUACUAUGUAGAAAUAUUAAAAAUCCAAAGUAAUUGUAAAAUCUUAUAGAUGUAGAAUAUUUUUUAAAUACAUGCCUCUUAAAAUAUUUUAAAAUUUUUCUUUUCAUUUUUAAGAGAAAUUUCCCAUAUAUAACUGCUUAAAAUGAUGAAUGAUAUUCUUAGAUCUUCCCCAUUCUGUAAAAUAGUCAUUUGUCUGAAGAAGAAAAGUUACCUUUUUUCAAAAAAGCAUCCUAGGUUGGCAGAGAAGGCUUAAAAAUAUUUAGAAAGGUAUUAAUUGCCUUUUAAAACCUUGAUCCUCAAAUUUGCUUUCUACUUCAUGGUUCAUAUAAAUCAGUGGAAAACAUUACAUUUGGCAGGUAAUGCACAAAGCAAUGUCAUUUUCUUUUAUUAGUGAAAUUACUGUUAUAAAAGGCAUGGUUUUAAUCUUUUUAUAAAAUAUGAACAUGUUUUUUAUUCCAACUAGUAAAAUGCUGGAAAACCCUAGAAUAAUCUACUUAUUUACAGUGCUAGAAAUACAGAUUUACCUUACAACAAUUUUGUCCCAAACUGAAUUUCUCAGGAUUACUGUGGUUUCUUUCUGAUUGAACUGUAUUGACAUUCUUAGUGUUCGUAGUUGGUUUGCAAUGUUCUAUCACUUUUACUUUUUCUCAUCAACAUGUUGCUGUAUGUACUUAACAAGGACAAAUUAUGUCAACUUCAGAUCCUACUGAGUGUAUGACAUGCUUUUCCAACAUCAGCUACUGUAAUUACCCAUAACUUUUAACUGUGGUGAAAUUGCAAUUAGUGUGUGAACCAAAAUAUUUUAUCCCUUCAUGAAUUUAAAAUGCAACAAAUACAAAGCCACCUUUUUGGAGAUAUAAAAAAUAAAGCUUGUGUUUUCAAAUAGCCAGUCUCCAUAAAACUCUAAAAUCCCUUGUUGCUACCAGUCUAAUCUUGCCUUAAGUGUUAUUUUUUGAACAUAUGAACAUAGAAACACACAGAUGAUGACUGGAGUGGACUUUUUAAAAAUAUUUUUUUCAUGAGAUACUAUUUUAGGUGAAAUUGUUAUUGUAGAUUUAACAGCUAUUUUAAAAUAUUAUUAAAACUUGUUUAAGUUUUAAUAUUAUUACUAUUAUUAAAUUUUGUUUCAAGAGAAAUUGUGAAUAUAUUUCCACAUAUAGGCACUAGCAACAGUGAGUGGUCCCAUUGUCCACGAACUCAGGCAAAGAAUGGCAUUUUAUCUCCCCAUAGGAUUGAUUUGCCAGGAAUUCUUUCUGCAGAGUCAUGUCUUUUCACAUCUAAAGUUUUUACAUUUCCAGUUUUCCAAAUAAUCUCACUUUGGGGCAAGAAUGAUAUAGUCAAAACUAAGGAGACUGCUUUCAAAAGUGGGGCUCCAGUUCUGUCAGGUCAAUGUGGUGCUGUAACUGUCUUUUUAUCCCUGCCUUCCAGAGCCUCCUCGUGUGAAGCCUGUAGUUGUCCAUCAGAAGGUGUGUGAAAGCACCACUUCUUUCUGGUUUUAUGCAUUUUAUGCAGCUUUUCAUCAAACUGCAAAUAUAUACAAGAUGAAUCUAAAAUUAGUCCUGAGUGUUUAAAUCCGUCACUGUAAAAGUAAAUACAAAUCCACCUACCUUUUCUGUGGGAAGUUAUGUGCUGUUGAAUAAUUUUUAGCUCUUUUUUAAAAGUGAGCAGAAUUUUAAAGUGUCAUUUUUAUGAGGAAAGGCACCUGAAGAGUUAUGAAAGCAAUCUUACGUGGUCUUCCAUGAACCUGCACUUGUUCAGUGUGCUCCAGUAUUUUCUAGUUUCCAGAUUGGAUCUAGAGCUGCUGUUGGGUCACUCAGGCAUACUAACGGAUUCAUGAAAAUGGGUCCCAGCUGCAGUCCAUGAGCAAUAAGAGACUACCCUAGAUACUGCUAUCUACACAAUGCUUACCAAAUGAGAUUUGUGAAACACUAAGUUAUUAGUUACCAGGGACUUUUUUAAAAAGUCUCCUUUUUGACUAGUUGAUGUGAAAGAGAGAGCAUGUGACACAGCCAGUAUGCUGGAGUCCUAGGGUUAUCCUGUUUACAAUAAAUGGCCUGAAUUAAAA
Molecule: messenger RNA, 5285 nt
Organism: Heterocephalus glaber (naked mole-rat)
Lineage: Eukaryota; Metazoa; Chordata; Mammalia; Rodentia; Bathyergidae
Source: RefSeq, a predicted model, not a curated record